Archocentrus centrarchus (flier cichlid) is the source of this 2510-nucleotide messenger RNA. RefSeq names its product intermediate filament family orphan 2b (gene iffo2b). Lineage: Eukaryota; Metazoa; Chordata; Actinopteri; Cichliformes; Cichlidae. The record is from RefSeq and is a predicted model, not a curated record. The transcript has 8 exons. The coding region runs from base 562 to 2049 and encodes 495 amino acids.
CGAAGAGGCCGGGCUUUGCGGUGCUGCGUCGUGCCACACCGCGCCACACGAGACUGGAUAGAGCCACAGUAAAUUGGGGAUGAUAAAGAAAGAAGGUGGACCAUCUUCCUCCUCUGUCGGCUGACUAUAUGAACCCGCACAGCAUCAGCAACUCCUGACAAAGCAAAGGCAGACGGAGACAUGAGGGUGACGGGAAGUGCUGCUGCUGCUGCUGCUGCUGGAGCUUCUUGCGGUCUGCGUCAAACCUCUCGGUCCCUUAGAAGAUGAUGCUCACUGUGCCUUUUAAAGGACUUUUCUGGUUCAUUGUGUGUUUGUGAACCCCCCACGUUAAAGGUACUCUAUGUUAGUAAUUCGGGUUACACGUACAGCACGGAUAGUGAUGGUCAGCCCAUCUCCAGUUGCUCAAUCACUCUCUGCAUCUGCAUUAUUAUAAAGAGAAACUCACCCUAAGGGAGUGAGAUUUUGAAGGAAUAUGCAGAGAUAAAGAAACCGCUGGGGUUGCUGUUUUUUUUAAACCAGACAAAGCCAUAUCUGGAUGAACGAGUUUUGUUGUUUACCAACAUGAGCUCGCUGUUUUUCUGCGAUACUCCACCCGGUCCGGUCUGCGGCGUCUCCACCGGGUCGGGCGCGGUGACCAGCGCCCUGCGAAACGACCUGGGCUCCAACAUCCACGUGCUGAAAACCCUGAACCUGCGUUUCCGCUGCUUCCUUGCCAAAGUACAUGAGUUGGAGAGGAGAAACAAACUGCUGGAAAGCCAGCUGCAGCAAGCUCUGCAAAGACCGCAAUAUCGCCACCUUUACACUCGUGAAGUCGCCGUGCAGACGGACGGUCCCGAGUCGAGACUGCCGGGCACCAUCUGGAGUUUCACCCACGUCCGGAGGCAAGGGGAGCGCUUUGAGACCCUGCAAGGGCCCGGGGUGACAUGGACACAUCCGGAUGGUGUUGGUGUCCAAAUAGACACCAUUACCCCAGAACUGAGGGCUCUGUAUAACGUGCUGGCCAAAGUCAAGCGUGAGAGGGACGAGUACAGGAAAAAAUGGGAGGAGGAGCUGUCCAAACGACAGCAACUGGAGUCCACGGUGGAAUCCCUGCAGCAGAGCGUCCAGGAGUCAGCAGAGAUCCAGGAUGAUCUGAAUGAGAAGGUGGACCGACUGAAGGCUGAAGUUGUGGUCUUCAAGAGUCUGAUGAGCGACCAAAUGUCUGACCUGGACACCAAGAUUCAGGAGAAAGCCAGGAGGGUGGACAUGGACAUCUGCAGGCGGAUUGACAUCACAGCCAAGCUGUGCGAUGUGGCUCAGCAACGCAACUCAGAGGACAUGUCGAAAAUGUUCAAUGUCAGUCCUGCCAGAUCACUCCCUGAGAAGGGUGCCAUGGCCUGCUGCAAGAGAAAAGAGCGUAAAGCCGUGUCUGAUGAGGAGAAUUCAGAGAUGGAUGCCGAGCCAAGCACUUCAGAGGAGGAGGUCCCCGGAUCGCUCAACAUCACGGACGAAAUGAAACGCAUGCUUAAUCAACUACAUUGUUCAGAUAACUCCUUUGUUGCCAGGCGUGAGACAUUUGAAAUCGACGACGACUGUGACAGUCUGACGUGGGAGGAAAACGAAGAGACUCUGUUGCUGUGGGAGGACUUCGCAAACUAUAACAUGCCAUACGCCAUUGCUGCGCCAACCUGCACAGCCACCGGCCCCUGUGAGGGCAGCAAUGAAGCUGCAGAUCCAGACUCCCAGGAUGGAAGUCUUGGCAGCCUCAUUGAUGAAACAGAGUCACUAUUUAAGACCAGAGAGCAGGAGUACCAGGAGACCAUCGGCCAGAUUGAGAUGGAACUUGCCACAGCAAAGAGUGACAUGAACCGACAUCUACAUGAGUACAUGGAGAUGUGCAGCAUGAAGAGAGGCCUUGAUGUGCAGAUGGAGACCUGUCGGCGGAUGAUUAAAGGCGGCAGGAACUCUCCCUCUUUCAGCUCUGUGGCCAGCAGCGACUCAGGGAACACAGACGAAAUCCAGGAUGAGAUUUCAGACAAGGACGCAGAAGCUGAAGUUCCCGUUAGUUGAUGACUGCAUUGCCGGGCUUUGUCCCAUCUCCCCCCUUGUGCCCGUGGUUAUCACAGGAUUUAAAGGCCCGCUAGAGAGGUGGACCAUUCUAAAUCUGGGUCUGUCUGACAUAUUAAUUAAAGUUCUGCUGGUUGUGCUCACUGGUGCAGGCCCAGAACUGGUGCUUUUAUACUAUUUCCGCUGUUUAGAAAGUGGUGGUGGAGGAAAUUCUUUGCUUUGCAAAGAGAAAAAGAGUGCAUAUUUAAACUAUGCUGUGCUCUCUUCCUCACCGCUGCCUCGUUGAAUCCUUGUCCAGAGCUUCAAAUGAUUUUUGGGAGAAAUAAAAUAAAUAUUUUAAGUGGGCUGAGAAGUUUUUCUACCCUAUUAAGAUCCUUUUUUUCUAAAGGAAUUAAAAACAGUACAUAUUGUGCUCCUUGUUUAGUCAACAACAGAUACAUUAUUCACCAAAAAUAUAUCUUUUU